AUGAACUUCAGCAGCUGCAAUAUCACAGUCGAUGACAGUUUUCCACUUGUCCAGUCGUGUGUUUACGUCCCAGUUUUGGGUUUUGGCAUUUUGCUGAAUGUGUUGGCACUGUGGGUGUUAUGCUGCAAAGUUGGCAAAUGGACAAAAAACAGAGUAUACCUGGUCAACUUGUCUGUUACUGACUGCUUGCAGCUCUUCACCUUGCCUUUUAAAACAUUAUUGCAGUUCCAGCAUCUGCAGGCAGAUGAAUGGUCGCUGAGCUUUAUGAGCAUGGGGAUCAUCACCAUCGUAGCAGCAGAUCGGUACCUUGCAGUGAAGUACACUUUGACAGCUGGGGCACUGAGGUCACCACUGAGGAGGGCUUUUGCCUCAGGAUUUCGUUGGAUAUUCAUCACCUGUGAGAUGUCCCUCAUUAAAAAUUUAGAGGAUCGAGGACAAGUCCUUUGCUUUGGAAAAUCUGCUAGGACGCCCUCGGUGGUCUCACUGGGUGUCUUUAUUGCAGAAUUUUUCAUACCACUGCUCAUCUUGAGUUAUUGGUCCAUACAAGUCAUCACAGAACUCAGAAGAAAGAAGAAUGAAAACUCUCAAAUGGAAAAGUUAGUCAGGAAGGCUGUUGCAAACAUGGCUGUGUUCACCAUAUGCUUUUUAACUCUUCACCUCAGACAUCUCCUUCGUUUUAUAAUGGACUCCAUCAGCUCCAGCUGCUCUGCAAUACAGAGCAUUAACAACUCUGUUCAUUUUGCCUCAGUCAUUGCAAACACAAACUACUUCCUGGAUGCUAUUUGUUACUGCUUUGUCAGCAAGGAAUUUAAGGAAGCAACUUCCAAGCUAGCAAAGUCCAAAUCUGAAGGCAGUAAAGAAGGAGCCAAAAUUCAGCUCUCACAGAUCAAAGAUUAGUGCAAAACAAAUCCAGCACAUCUUUUAUACUUGCUGUUUUCAAAUUCAACUGGGACUCGAUAGCAGUCCCAGUUGAAUUGCACUUCCUUUUUGUGAGAGUGGGAUAGAGGGACAUUUUGCUAAUGGAAACAUUCAGAUACAUGAAAAUGAGCUCUGGUUCAGACAAUCACAGCAGUCCAGAUCCUGAUGUAAUGAUCUUGAUUGCCUUUCUCUGACUUAUGCAAAUUUGAGUAAAAUAAUAGCUUUUCCCUGCAAAAAUCCCCUGUCUUUCAUUUUACAGGAAAUUCAAAACAAAUCCAGGCAGUGGUAAAGGUUUGGGGUUUGUUCUUAUUCCCACGUUGGAUUGGUUUUUGUGCAGCUGUGACAAAGAAACAGAGGCUAUUCCAAAUAUGAAAAAAAUUUAAAAAAUUAGGGUGAGUCCACUGCAGAAAAAGAAGUGAGGGUGUUUCUAUAAGUGACAAACUUUUGGGGUUUUAGUUGUUAAUAAUGCACAAUCCUAGUAGCAGAGGGAGUUUUACCUGCUUUAGACAACCUUACAGCAAUGCAACAGCUACAAAACGGUCACCAUUGCAAUAUAAGGUCAGAAGAAAUUGCAAUUGCUUAUAGUGGGGCAAAACUUUACAACACAUAUGUGUGAGACAGAUGGCAUUAAAACUACUAUCCAAACAGUGUGUGUAGGGCACUGGGAAUAAGGACUCUGUAUCAGGACCCUAUUCAACCUUUUAAUGUAAAGGACUGUCUAAAGAAAGUGGCAGCAGCUGCUAUAAAGAAAUUGACCUAAAUAAAGUAGUGUCGUUAGCACAGAAUUCAGUUUCUUAAGGAGUUAAACGGAAAAGGAUGGAGAUUGGGUGAUACAGGACCUGCUCUGCUCUCUGCCCCUCGAGGGAUAACUCAUCUUCGUGCUGUCUAGGCAAGGAGCAGCACAUGUGAGCUGCAACCGAGACUCAGAUUUUCCAAGGCAGAGCGGAGUAUGGCACCACAAACAGCUAAGAAAGUGGAAUCACCAACAGGCCUCAGACCACAGUGCCCCAGGAUGGGAUGUACCAGGCACACACCUCCACUCAUACCUCCCAGCCCAGGCUGGGCUUCCAUCUGCCUGUACCUGCUGUGCCAAACCCUACUGCCACCAAAGAAGCCUUACAGCCCCCACACCCAG
Myiozetetes cayanensis is the source of this 2053-nucleotide messenger RNA. Its product is annotated as G-protein coupled receptor 35-like. Gene Ontology annotation, cellular component: membrane. Gene Ontology annotation, biological process: phospholipase C-activating G protein-coupled receptor signaling pathway; positive regulation of Rho protein signal transduction. The record is from RefSeq and is a predicted model, not a curated record. Lineage: Eukaryota; Metazoa; Chordata; Aves; Passeriformes; Tyrannidae. Gene Ontology annotation, molecular function: G protein-coupled receptor activity.